GGCGACGACGUUGACGUAGGAUUUCAGGGGCCAAUGCAACGUCUGCGUACAAGAAUGGUUAGCAGGUACAGUAGCAGUGUAGAGAGGGAGUCAUGUUAGCUGUCUGUGUUCUCUCGUGCUGUAGUCUUUUACUAUUCGGUGGCCGCGGGCAAUGGCCGACAGUAGUAUUCCCUUGACGGCGCCUCCGCUCGUGCUAACAAACGGCGGCUAGCAAACAGUGUGUGUAACUCCUUCGAAGCUCUUGUUGCUGCUGCUGCUGCUGACUGGCGCUGUCUGGCGCUGACUGUCGUGGUGGUGCAGUCACUGUGUGGAGCGACCGAUACAACAGUUUGCUGUUUAUUGUUUUAUCGGUCCAAACUGAAGUGUGAAUUAAGUGUACCUGGCUCCAUGUGAAGACACUGUGAGAAGAAGCUAACUACUGCACACUGAUCUCGUGCUUUAAGCUGCUGCAGCAAGGAACCAGUCCUUGGAGCAUUCCUACCGACCUCUGCACAACCGAGAGACACGCUGAUCAAUGUUAGGACCAAUCAGAAGAUAGACUAGCCUUUAAACACGCCAUCAGCUCCUUUUCUCACCCACCUAUCGGGCCCCUGAGGGCCACCCUAAGCGGGUGUGAUGUCCGGCAACAGGCCGCCUACCAGGCACAUGCUGUUGCACCUCCUGUCACCAUUCCGCACCCGUCAGGAGCAAGUGGUGCUGGCCCGCAGUGAGAGCCUGCCAGGAGAGCAGGUACUGAAGGUCACAAUCACAGAGACCAUAGUGCUGGAGGCUGAGUCCGGGGUGUGGAACUGGCGUUCUUUGACCUACUUGAGCUUCUGGUACUUCUUCAGCUUCUGCACCCUUUUCCUCAACAAGUACAUCUUGUCGCUGUUGGAGGGGGAGCCCAGCAUGCUGGGUGCUAUUCAGAUGGUGUCCACCACAGUCAUUGGCUGCCUCAAGAUGUACAUUCCCUGUUGCCUGUACCAGCACAAGACUAGAACUGAGUAUCCCUCCAACUUCAUCAUGAUCAUGCUGUUUGUUGGACUCAUGAGGUUCACCACAGUGGUUCUGGGCCUGGUGAGCUUGAAGAAUGUGGCAGUGUCGUUUGCAGAGACAGUGAAGAGCUCAGCACCCAUCUUCACUGUCAUCAUGUCCAGGCUGAUUCUUGGCGAGUACACAGGACUGUGGGUAAACCUGUCCUUGUUCCCUGUCAUGGCCGGCCUGGCCCUCUGCACAGCCACAGAGAGUAGCUUCAACAUGCUUGGUUUCUGCGCUGCUCUCUCCACCAACAUCAUGGACUGUUUGCAGAAUGUGUUCUCCAAAAAGCUGCUCAGUGGAGACAGAUACAAGUUCAGCCCUCCUGAGCUGCAGUUCUAUACCAGUGCAGCAGCAGUCAUCAUGCUUAUUCCUGCUUGGGUGUUCCUCAUGGACAUUCCGGUGAUUGGGAAGAGCAGGCGGAGCUUCAUCUUCAGUCAAGACAUUAUCCUGUUGCUGCUUUUUGACGGCUUCCUGUUCCACCUGCAGAGUGUCACAGCCUACGCUCUCAUGGGACGGAUUUCCCCUGUUACCUUCAGUGUUGCCAGUACUGUCAAGCACGCUCUAUCAGUAUGGCUGAGCAUCAUCGUGUUCAGUAACCACAUCACCAUCCUCAGCGCCACUGGCACUGUCCUGGUGUUCAUCGGCGUCUUCUUGUACAACAAGGCCAGACAGAUCCAGAGGGAAAACUUACAGGCACUGGCUGCUGAGCAGAACCAUAAACCACUUCCGGAGGACCAGAAAUUCCAUCCCUCUCCAUCUCACUGACGACAAAGGUGCUUUGAAAGGGAUCAAGUGAAAACAAAACUAUUUGAUUUUAGAUUGGAUGACUGGAUAUGUACACACCGCAGUUAAAGCAGCUCAAUGCAAACUUUGACAAGCAACAACAGGGCUCUAAUCACAAGCCAUGUAGAGGUUCAGUGCAUAGGACCUGCACCUGGGAGUAAAGGAAACACAUCGAUCUGAGGUAUCAGAUGAUUUAUAGAGAAAAUGAAAAUAAAUGCAGUGGUAUAUUUUUUAUUCUAUUUCUGUCAACAGAUUUCUCCUAAAUGCUUCACAUUAGAGAUUUAUCCUUUUAAAAAAACAGUCCCUUCAUCAGAGUGCUGAAUACGCAGUCCCAGCAUUGUCUCCGGACUGGAAGUGCUGUCGCUGUAAUAAACAUGGCAUCAUACAAAUCUGGUUUGUACAGUAAAACAUCAGGACUGUGUCUGGGUUUUACUGACUUCUAAAGACAGACUUUACGAGGUUUGAAACAUUUCUACAGUUUGGCGUUUAAACCCCCCCCGGUUCUAUUCUGUGUCUUUCUGUUGUGACUGGCUUGGCAAAAGUCACUGGUCUGACUGGACUUCCAAGCCGUCACACUGGUCCUGUGGAAAUGUUCAUCGGUCCCUGUGAUGAGGACCUCAAAUACACUCUUGAUCCUGUGCUAUGUUGUGAGCUAGUUAGUUAGUGAACAGGAAAGCUCAGGGUGUCCUUCAGUUCUCUGAAGGAAGUGACUUCUGUAAGGUUUUUGUCUUACUUUUACAGUGUUUGCUCAUUUUGUCGCCGCUGAAUGUAUGCGUUCGUGGAAAAAACCUGAUGUGACGUGUGUCGUACAAACCUGAAACGUCUCGCAAAGAGGGCACAAGUGCCAGAGGUAUGAGGUUUUAGGAGCCUUCGACUGGCUGUUCCACACUUUUUAACCACAUUCUGCAUUCUAGGAAUGCUUUUCAUCUAUCAUGAACUGUUGCGCAUAUUUAGGCAUUUAUGUGCCUAUUCUUUUUGUAAACUGAUAUACGCUCUAUAUUGCAUGUUGGGAUGGCAUCCAUGAUUAGUUAAACAGGCUUAGAAAGGAUUUAUAAGUUGCUGUUUAUCCAUAAUAAUAAUAAUGGGGCUUUUGUUGUUGUUUGUUUUUGGGAGCUUUUUGCUUGAAUCAGUUAUGACUGACAACCAGACAAUCAAAUAAGUUUUAGACAAACCCCAAGUUCCCAAAACUAAUAUUAAUGGUGAAAUAAAUACACACAAGACGAAUACAGUAAAAGUUUUUUUUAUAAUUUCUUAUACAGUAAGAAAUUGCACAUAGCAUUAUCAGAGAUUAAGUUGUUUCCUUAAAUAUUCUCUAAAUUUGGACUGUGAAAAGACAGUGGGGAUGGUUAGGAGUAGGAAUCCAUUCAACUUAUUUAAUUAUUAUUUUACUGUGGAAUGUCCAGAUAUCUUUUAUGGAAAAUUUAGCUAUAUUUUACUUUAAUUUUCUCAAACUUUCUACAGAGAAAUAACUUGAAACUUGAUACAAACAGUGUGGGGCCAGGACAAAGAGUCCAGUGAAAGUUUUUUGUCAGGUUUGAGUGUUGAUUUUUUAAUGAAUAUUUUUGAACUACUCUGUUCACUAAACAUUUUGCAUUUGCUUACUGUGAGUGAUUAAUUCAUGUUUUGUUUUUAUCCACAAAUGAAUUGAAUUGAAUUGUUUGUGAAGGAAUCAACAGAUGUAUUGAUGGGGCCAAUGUCACCAUGUUCCAUUCUCUCAGGUGAUUGCUGUGUCAUUAACAAAUAUGAAAUCCUGUUGAAGUUGACCACUUUAAUUAAACAAAAAAACUUCAUGACA
Molecule: messenger RNA, 3595 nt
Organism: Solea solea (common sole)
Lineage: Eukaryota; Metazoa; Chordata; Actinopteri; Pleuronectiformes; Soleidae
Product: solute carrier family 35 member E2A-like
Exons: 9
Coding region: 616-1782 (388 amino acids)
Cellular component (GO): Golgi apparatus
Molecular function (GO): antiporter activity
Source: RefSeq, a predicted model, not a curated record